Messenger RNA from Callorhinchus milii (elephant shark), 1625 nucleotides. Its product is annotated as protein phosphatase 1K, mitochondrial. Gene Ontology annotation, biological process: protein dephosphorylation. Gene Ontology annotation, molecular function: protein serine/threonine phosphatase activity; cation binding. Lineage: Eukaryota; Metazoa; Chordata; Chondrichthyes; Chimaeriformes; Callorhinchidae. The record is from RefSeq and is a predicted model, not a curated record. Bases 195 to 1286 code for a protein of 363 amino acids. The transcript has 7 exons.
AAAGGGGUAAAAAAUGGGCUCUCUUUUGUUUGGGUCAAUAAGCUUUUUGUCUCUUAACAUCCUUUACAGAGUCCUUUGAAUUUCAGAACCACAUUUCGGGGGUAUUACGUUUAAGAAACUGCAGCAGAUUUUUUUUUUUCUUUCUUCAAUGAGCCUCGGGCUGAUAUAUGUGAAAGAAAACAUCCAAAGCUGCUAUGUUCAGGAGCUACGCUGGAGCACAGAUACAAAGUGCGCUGCGUAAGGCUCGACCAGCAUUGAAAGGCGCUUACACUACACUUGCGUGCGAUAACUCUGCCUCGAGACGGCAUCACGGGAAUUCCCAACGCGGCCUCAAGAAAGAUCAGGGCACUGGUGCUUGGAACGGUUUGGGAAUCCGGGCCGGUUGGCAAGAGGGAGGGUCACACGUUGCUCAGUUCAGGAAGACGUUCUCGUCAGUCAGCCUACCGAGGGUGGGGUGUGACAGCCGGAUUGGGAGAAGGAAGGAGAAUGAGGACCGCUGUGGUGCCGAGGAGCUGAGGGACGAUGUGCUGUAUUUUGCCGUCUAUGACGGACAUGGGGGAGCUUCAGCGGCAGAGUUCUGCUAUCAGCACAUGGCGGAGUAUAUCAGGUUGUGCUUAUCAAGAGAGGAGAACUUGGAAACGGUCCUAAGCCAAGCCUUUAUGCAGGUGGAUGAGGAGUUUGGGCAGCAGGUUUGCUCGCUGGGUGAUGAAGCUCUCCAGUUUUGUGGAACCACUGCUACUGUGGCCUUGUUACGUAAUGGAGCUGAGCUGGCUGUUGCCAGCGUAGGAGACAGCAGAGCCAUAUUGUGUCGGAAGGGAAAAGCAAAGAGACUCACUAUAGACCACACUCCAAACAGGAAGGAUGAAAUGGAAAGGAUUAAGAAAGCUGGUGGUUUUAUUGCCUGGAAUAGUCUGGGACAACCUUUUGUGAACGGCAGGCUUGCCAUGACUCGCAGCAUAGGUGACUUGGCCCUAAAGGCCACCGGAGUCAUUGCUGAACCAGAAACCAGAAAAAUCAUGGUGAGGCAUGGAGAGGAUGGCUUCCUGGUUUUAACCACGGAUGGAAUUAACUUCAUCCUGAGCAGCCAGGAGAUCUGUGACAUCGUUAGCCAGUGCCAGAGCGCAGUUGAAGCUGCUCAGGUUAUCACAGAGAGGGCUCAGGAGUGCGGGACAGAAGAUAACAGUACAGCAAUUGUCAUUCCUUUUGGAGCCUGGGGGAAACACAAACACACAGACAGGAGCUAUUCUUUGAGCCGCAACAUUGCCUCCAGUGGGAGAUGGGCAUAGGAGGCAAAGGAGCCGUCGACUGUGAUCUCCAUUGUCCCCAAAACAACCUCAAGUCUACCAUGAGAGGGAGCUGCAGCAUAGAGAUGGCUCUCCAGAGGGCGAUUAAUCGUAACGUUGAUGUCAAGGCUGGGAUCAGGACACCGGCUCACAGACCGGGGUUACAAUACAAUACAACUUGCACUACAUAGACACCGUCGCAUCAGGAGGACGUGUCAAAACCACUGAAAUUGGGUUCCAGUGAGCACCCCCACCCCCCAAAAAAAAGACAAUUUUAAAAAAGCUCACAGAGGGUAAUCGUAGAACGACCAACUUUCUCAUCAAAACAUUUUCACAGUAAAG